This is a messenger RNA of Carassius auratus (goldfish), 943 nucleotides long. It is a transcript of the gene omgb, whose product is annotated as oligodendrocyte myelin glycoprotein b. The transcript is spliced from 2 exons. Bases 173 to 715 code for a protein of 180 amino acids. The record is from RefSeq and is a predicted model, not a curated record. NCBI's taxonomy places the organism in Eukaryota, Metazoa, Chordata, Actinopteri, Cypriniformes, Cyprinidae.
UUCACUUCCAUCCUGCAGUUAUGUCACAGUCUCCACCUCUUGCAAGGGUGUUGAUCUAAUGUAUUACAUUCAAAUAAAAGCCAAAGCUCACCUCUGGCAUUCACACUAACAUCCAUCUAGAGAAUCGACCGACAGAGAACAAUCAACCAUCGCAAACGCAAAAGACCUGAAUAUGGCUUCUAAAACUCAAAUACUACUACUGCUAGUGGCUGUAAUGGUUGCAAGUUAUGGCUUUACCAAUGCCAGCGCCAAUGGCAUAAACAAUGGUACAAACGCUGACAACACCAAUGGCACAAACAGCAACUCAACCACUGGCAACACCAACGGCAUAAACUGCAACUCAACCACUGGCAACACCAACGGCACAAACAGCAACUCAACCACUGGCAACACCAACGGCACAAACUGCAACUCAGCCACUGGCAACACCAACGGCACAAACAGCAACUCAGCCACUGGCAACACCAACGGCACAAACAGCAACUCAGCCACUGGCAACACCAACGGCACAAACAGCAACUCAGCCACUGGCAACACCAACGGCACAAACAGCAACUCAGCCACUGGCAACACCAACGGCACAAACAGCAACUCAGCCCCCACAACCAAAUCUGCUGCAGCAUCUCUUUCACACAAGGGGAUCAUGGGGCUGCCUGGAUUUCUGAUCUACACGUUCAUCUCCACCGCAGCUCUCAAACUCUUCCACCUGAUCUGAACAUCAGCUCUCUCAGUUUGUAAACCAGCUAAAAUCUAAAGAUUUGUAAUGGAUAUUUAUCUAUCUUUUUUUAGUAACCAUUUUGAUUGUUGCAAUGUUAAUAUGAUUUAGUUUUAAGUUCUUAUGGUUUAAUUAAUUAUUAGCUUUUCAUUUAACUGAUAAACACCCUGCAGUUCCUCCACAAACCCCAGUUUUGGAAACCUUGACAUGAUGUAAUGUUAAAUGCAC